AUGGCCCGGAGCACCAAGCAGCUCCCGGGCAUAAACGCGUCGUGUUCACCAAAGAAAGAACCAUCGGUGAAGAGUGGAAACUGGCCCACCAAGUUAAUUUCGAAUUGGCAUGGGUUCGGCACAUCGUUGAACGUGGCCGACGCACUCCACAUCCAGGAUGCGGCACCAAUCACCGACACCGCGUUGGACUUCCACAACAUUGUCCUCGACAUUCGCCAUCCGAGACUGGAGAACGGGAAAACCUGGAUCGCCCUCGACGUUAAGGCUUAUGACUACAUGGCGACUCAGAAGAAGCUUAUCGCUUGCUGCGAAGACAAGGACACCUUCUUGCGCGUCGACUAUGACGCUUGUCGCACCGUCCGACGGUGGGGACGCACCACCACCGCCACGGCUAUGGCUCUGACCUGGGAGAUCCCGCGGCAGCCCGAGAAGAGCCUGGACUGUGGCAUCUACGCUGGCAUGUACCUUCAUACCCAUGUUACCACCGCCUUCCAGCGCCUUGGUGGCCCGAUCGCCUUCACGACCUCUCCUGCCCGUUAUCGCCGCGACUGGCGGGCAGACAUGUGCGCCCAUAUCUCUGGGAAUCUGCUGUCUGCACUUCAGACAGCGGGAAUCGAGCUUCCACCACAGAAGCUCACGGCCAGGUGCCCCGUACCUGUAAGUGCCGAAGUGUCGGAGAUGAGCGGUGUGGUCCGGGAGACGAGCUCCGAAGUGCAGCUCAUAAAAAAGGAGGUCGCGGCUCUGCGCGCCGAUUACACAGAUCUCCUGGCCAAGUACGACAACUUGAGCCUGCAGCUGAGCGAGCGUGUGGCAGCGCUCGAGAAGGGCCGGGCGGCGGCAAACAAGGAGGGCAUUGUGGGCGCCCCGGGACAGCCAGACGCCGGUUCGCCCUCCAAGCGGGUGGAUUCUUGCCCAGAUCCUGGUCUCAACGACACCGCGGCCUCCCCCCUUGCAGGUUUUCGGGUUGCCUCGCGGCUUGGGGCCAACCAAGAAGCAGCGCCGCAGCAGCAGAACGUGGCAGCGUCGCGCGAAGGCCAAUACGCCCCCGCAUCGCCAUCUACAGCCCCCGCUCAUGCAACUGCGCAGCAGCCGAGCGUGCCACCAGCACGGGACGCGGUGUACUUUCCGCAUGCGGCAUCUCGACCACCCGCGCCGCAGCGUCCAGUCGCUCCUAUCCAAGCUCCUCCACGCCCACCAGCGCCCAUAUUCCAUCAAGGAUACUCUCCCUUGCCGCAAUAUCCGCCACCACCCGGGAUGCCGUACUACUGGCCGGGAGCUCCACCGCAGCACGCACCCCCCCCGCAGCAGUCAUACCCACCUCCCGCAUUCCCGAGUAUGAGUGGCGCGGGUGAAAGCGGCGUGGAUUGGCCGCGCGACUCUGGAGUCGAAGCAGUAGGCGCCGGAGCAGCUUCCGACGCCUUAACCCAGGGGAGGGUUAAGUAUAAAUACACGGGCGUUACAGGCGGCGGAGAUGCAUGGCAUGCAAAGCUUCUGAUGCCCACCCCGUACAAUCAUAUCCGCAUGGGGCCGUUCCCGAGCGAGGAGGAGGAAGCAAAGGGAUACAAGGCUGCAGCUCUGGUGGUUAGGCCGGCGGGGUGUCGCAUCCAGCGAAGUAUUGAUCUCACACCGUCCGAGCAGCAGUUGCUAACCGGGUUCACCCGGAAACAUGUGGAGAUCCUAGCUGGGGCUGGACUCUGGCAAAGGUGGCGCGAAUGGCGGCAGCUUAUGCCAGAAAUUGGGGCGGCGACUCUUCUGCAGGUACCUCACGCUCCAACGAUGCUGCCUCCAAGGCAGCAAGCAGCUCCGAGCAGCAGCCAGGCCACUCAACCGCCGGGCAUGGGCCUGUCUGGUGCCCAGGGUGGGCACUAG
Molecule: messenger RNA, 1869 nt
Organism: Closterium sp. Naga37s-1
Lineage: Eukaryota; Viridiplantae; Streptophyta; Zygnematophyceae; Desmidiales; Closteriaceae
Source: the annotation of a GenBank genome assembly